ACCCACUUUUCAAGCAGUUGAGAAGAGACGGGGAUCGGGUAAACAGGGAAACCUCUAGGUUUCGACUACUUUAUCACGGAUACCCGGUGAUUUCUGAUUUCCAGACAGCGUCAACAGGAUAUUAUAACAUGGUGGUGGUAGCAGCAGGGACCGGCGGAGCCCACAAAGUGCUCCUGAUAUCCGGGAAGCAGUCCGGCUCUUCAAGCGGCUCACAGACGGCCUUCAGUCGGCCCAUCUCUGUCGUUUUACCGGCUACAUCCAACCAGGUGUCGUCGGAUUCCGACUCCAACACGUCCGUGGGGGCGCCGGUACGAAAAAGACAGAGGCUCACACAUUUGAGUCCGGAGGAAAAAGCACUUCGCAGGAAACUCAAGAACAGAGUGGCAGCUCAGACCGCCAGAGACAGGAAAAAGGCCAAAAUGGGGGAACUGGAACAGCAAGUCAUUGAGUUGGAGUUAGAGAAUCAGAAAUUGCAUAUUGAAAACAGGCUGCUUCGGGAAAAAACAACUGGUCUACUGACAGAAAAUGAGGAACUGAGACAGAGACUUGGGUUGGACACCCUUGACUCUAAACCAAAGGUUCAGACUAUGAUGUCCACUGGGAACGAUGCAGGUUUGGUGAUCGGGUCUUCUGAGUCCGCAGCACUCAGGCUACGUGUGUCCGCAGCAGGUGCAGGCCCAGCAGUCCCUAAAUCUGAAGACUUCUCAGUGGAUACAGAUAGUCUUGUUUCUACAGACAAUGAGUCUGAUUUGCUACUGGGCAUUCUGGACAUCCUUGACCCAGAGCUGUUCCUCAAAUCUUGUGAACAAGCGUGCCAGGAGCCGCAGGUGCUGCUGGUCGGAGGGGGCAACUCAGUACCUGCCGCCACACCUGCACCUCUGGGGGCCUCAUCAGUUAAGCUGGAGACCCUUAAUGAACUGAUUCACUUUGACCACAUCUACACCAAGCCCGUGGAGGAGGUGAGCAGCGGGCAAAGCAGCGACUUGGAGAGCGGCACAAAUGAGAAGAUUAACGAGGUGGCUUAUCCCGUUACCGAGGUUGUGGUAGAGGAGGAGACUGUCUGCAUCAAAGACGAACCAGAGGAAGUGGUCAUCCCCACCUGUAAUAGUCAGGUGGAUGACUUUUUCUCUGGAGCCUCCUCCCCUGCCCUCGGCAGCCUCGAUAAGGAAGCCUGCCUGGUGGACACCUACAGCGACUCUGGAUAUGAAGGGUCUGCUUCCCCUUUCAGCGACAUGUCCUCUCCCUUGUGUUCUGAGAGCACUUGGGAGGACAUGUUUGCUAAUGAACUCUUUCCCCAGCUUAUCAGUGUCUGAAUCCAACUCCUCUACCCACAAAGUUAUUAACAUGCAUAGUGUAUAUACACAUGAAAGCUAAUGUGUAGCUUUAGCAACAAAUAAACAUUCAACACUUCAGUCGCAUAAUUUUUUUAAAUUUUUAAUUUUAAUUUUUUUUUUUUUUUAAAGCUGGUUCAACAUAUAAAGGCUAAAGUUAAUUACAUAAUCUGCUUUUGACAGCAGGUCUGUACCACUGCUGAUGCUGCAUUGAUGGAGUUCAUGACGACUUCUUUUGGUGUAACAUUAUAGAGGAUUUAAGAUUGCCAACAAAUCUUUCACUUACUGAUCAGAAUGAAAUGUGGGUGGAUUCCAGUAUUUGUAAUUAUUUUUUUUUUCUCUCCUGAGGGGUAAUGGGGACCCAUCACUUGAAUAUUACACUUUAUUUAUUUGUGUAUCUCGCUUCAGAGUUAUGUCCACAUGUAAAAAUGUUUUUCUUUAAAUUUUUGACCGAUCUCCUUGUAGUCUCAUUUCUGCAUUAAAAAAUUUUUUUUUGCAUUG
Molecule: messenger RNA, 1832 nt
Organism: Melanotaenia boesemani (Boeseman's rainbowfish)
Lineage: Eukaryota; Metazoa; Chordata; Actinopteri; Atheriniformes; Melanotaeniidae
Gene: xbp1
Product: X-box binding protein 1
Cellular component (GO): nucleus
Molecular function (GO): DNA-binding transcription factor activity, RNA polymerase II-specific; RNA polymerase II transcription regulatory region sequence-specific DNA binding
Source: RefSeq, a predicted model, not a curated record